AUAUAUCCUCCCUGGUGACAUCUAUCUUGGUACAACCUAUAGCAUAUCAACAUGGCCGCCCAAAGCUACUACGGCAACCCCACCGGGGCCCCCUUCCACCCCUCUCCCGGCGAUCGCCCAAGCGGCUACCCCGCCAAUCCCUCCCCCCGACCCAACGACUACCCACCCCAAUCAGGUUGGGGAACUCCGCCCCCAGGAAACCAUGGUAGUCCGCCACCUAGACAAUCCUACCCGCCUUACGCCGAGGGCUACAACAAUUACCCACCGGGCCGAUCCAACAGCCCCUACCAACAGCAGCCACCCCCGGGCGGCCAAUCCUGGGAGUCCACCCCGCGGCCCUUCCACAACCAGCAACAGCCCGAGCCCCCGCGCUACUACGGUGGUUCCCCUCCUCCCGGAAGCCCCUACCAGAACCAGCAAAAUCAACAGGGGCAACCGCCCCAGUCUUACCCCUCUUCCUAUCAGGGCCGCAACAACAAUAAUAACAAUCACGAUGGCUACCCGCCCCGUCCUACCUCCGCUUCGCAGAACCCCCAAGACGACGAACGAGGCCUGAUGGGCGCCGUCGCCGGUGGCGCGGGCGGCGCCUGGGCCGGCCACCAAGUCAACCACGGCAUCCUUGGCACCAUCGGUGGGGCACUAACAGGGUCUGUCGCCGAAGAUGCGAUCAAAAAGCAGCGGGAGAAGAAGCACAAAGAAGAAGAGGAGGAGAGGCGACGAAAGGAAAAAGAAGAGCAGGACAGACUGCACUGGGAGAGGAUGCAGGCGGAGGAGCAGCGACACAGGAUGCAUGCUAACUCCCAUCCCCUCAAGGGGAACUUCUCUGCGUCGGCCUCCGAUGUCGCCCUUGAUGGUGUUACGCUGUCCGCGUCUUGUCGGGCUUUGUCUGGUGCGAAUCGUAGGUCGCGCAUCUCGCUGGAUACUGUUUUGUCGAAUACCUGGGGUGAGUUUACUUGGCAUCGGCAGGGUAACUUCUCGUCGAGUGCGCGCCACGUGCGCUUGGCCGAUGGGGGGAGGGUGUUGGAGGCGGAGUUGUCGGAUGGGAGGGGCGGUUGGAAACAGGCUUGGGUGAGACUUGAUGAGCGUAUUACCAACCGUGAUGGGAAGCUGUCAUUUGUGAAUUGAGUGGGAGACUCGUUGUUUAUAUCAGUUCAAUUACUCCAUUUCCGUUUUAUCUCCGUGUUUACUCGUUGUUGAAGAGUGGCGGGGAUGUUCGGGGCAAA
This is a messenger RNA of Aspergillus candidus, 1223 nucleotides long. RefSeq names its product putative glutamine-serine-proline rich protein. Gene Ontology annotation, cellular component: outer membrane. Lineage: Eukaryota; Fungi; Ascomycota; Eurotiomycetes; Eurotiales; Aspergillaceae. The transcript has a single exon. The record is from RefSeq and is a predicted model, not a curated record. Bases 52 to 1125 code for a protein of 357 amino acids.